AUGGAGUUUGAUGCAAGCCCUUUUUUGCCCUUUUCUUCAUCCAGGUCCCUUCCAGGAGCCGAAUACGACGUCUUCUUGAGUUUUAGAGGCUCAGACACUCGCAUAAACUUCACAGAUCACCUAUAUUUCGCUCUCGUCGAUGUAGGUGUUCGACCCUUUCGGGACGAUUACGAGCCCAGCAUAGGAAAAGAGAUCGGCGCUGAACUCAUCAAAGCAAUCGCAGAAUCGAAGAUCUCGAUCCCAAUCUUAUCCAAAAACUAUGCUUCCAGUAAAUGGUGCCUCCGUGAGCUCGCUAAGAUGGUGGAGUGCAGGAGAACUACGGGACGACCGAUUCUACCCAUCUUCUACGAUGUCGAACCAUCAGAGGUGCGGCAUCAAUAUGGGAGUUACGGGGAGGCCUUCCUUCAGCACGAGAGACUAUUCAGUGAAAGUACUGUUAAUGAAUGGAAGGAGGCACUGAGGGAGGUUGGAGCAUUGAGCGGCUGGCAUCUGAAUACAGAAGAAUUUCAUGGGUAA
This is a messenger RNA of Cornus florida, 516 nucleotides long. RefSeq names its product disease resistance protein L6-like. Bases 1 to 516 code for a protein of 171 amino acids. Gene Ontology annotation, biological process: signal transduction. The transcript has a single exon. The record is from RefSeq and is a predicted model, not a curated record. Lineage: Eukaryota; Viridiplantae; Streptophyta; Magnoliopsida; Cornales; Cornaceae.